Pygoscelis adeliae (Adelie penguin) is the source of this 2436-nucleotide messenger RNA. It is a transcript of the gene PRRC1, whose product is annotated as proline-rich coiled-coil 1. Gene Ontology annotation, cellular component: cytoplasm. Gene Ontology annotation, molecular function: protein kinase A regulatory subunit binding. Gene Ontology annotation, biological process: activation of protein kinase A activity. NCBI's taxonomy places the organism in Eukaryota, Metazoa, Chordata, Aves, Sphenisciformes, Spheniscidae. The record is from RefSeq and is a predicted model, not a curated record.
AUGAUGGAAGAGAGUGGAAUAGAGACAACUCCACCUGGCACGCCCCCACCAAGCACAGCAGGGGCGGCUGCUGCUGCUACACCUGUCUCAUUAGCUUUGUCCAGUCCCCUUGCUACCCCAAGCAUGUCGUCAUCUCCUGCAUACUCGCCUCCCUUGCCAGCUGGGGUGUCUCCACUUCCUCCUCCUAUGAUGACUUCAGCUUCUCUUCCACUUGUGCCUUCUGCAACGGUUUCUACUAUUGCACCACCUCUAACUCCUGCCCCACCUCCUGUUGCCCCUUCAGCUUUUAGUACCUCCAUGUCCCAGUUCUCUACACCUCCUCCAUUAAGCUCUGCUACUGGCCCUGGUCUUCCUGCACCUCCCACUGGUCCCCCCAUUUCAGGAUUUUCUGUGUCUUCAACCUAUGACAUUACCAGAGGUCAUGCUGGUCGAGCACCACAGAGCCCAUUGAUGCCAUCAUUUUCUGCACCUUCAGUCACAGGUGUUUUGGCAGAUCCUAUUACUCAACAAGCAACUUUUUCAUCACCUUUGGCUCCUGGAACUGGUUCUGCAAUCACUUUUCCUGAGGAGCAUGAAGACCCCAGAGUAUCGACUGCCCAAGGUGGAGCACCUGCUGGAGGGCUGUGGGGGUUUAUAAAGGGUGUAGCUGAGAAUCCCAUGGUGAAGUCUGUUCUUGAUAAAACCAAACAUUCAGUGGAGACCAUGAUCACAACGCUGGAUCCUGGCAUGGUUCCAUAUAUCAAAACUGGGGGAGAACUGGACAUAGUGGUUACUUCUAAUAAAGAGGUAAAAGUCGCAGCAAUUCGAGAUGCCUUUCAAGAAGUCUUUGGAAUGGCUGUUGUUACUGGAGAGGCUGCACAGUCUAACAUCGCACCCCAACCUGUGGGCUAUGCUGCAGGUUUAAAAGGAGCCCAAGAAAGGAUAGACAGCUUGCGUCGGACAGGAAUAAUACAUGAAAAACAGCCUGCUGUAUCAGUAGAAAACUUCAUUGAGGAAUUGCUUCCUGACAAGUGGUUUGACAUUGGAUGUCUGAUUAUUGAGGAUCCAAUUCAUGGAAUUCAUCUGGAAGCUUUUACCCAAGCAACACCAGUGCCUUUGCAAUAUGUUCAGCGGGCUAAGAGUCUCACUCCUCAGGACUACAAUCUGAGAUGGUCAGGCCUGUUGGUGACCGUGGGCGAAGUGCUUGAGAAGAGUAUACUGAACGUCAACAGGACUGACUGGCACGUGGUAUUCACUGGCAUGUCCCGUCGACAGAUGAUCUACAGUGCAGCCAAGGCUCUAGCGAAACAACACUUACCACCCAGGACCGUUUGAAAGAAGGCUGAUCCAUGACACUAAGGAAUACUGAUUUUGAUUCUAGAAUUGAAGUGAAAGCUACAUACUCUAAUUCUCAGUGCAUACAACACAGAUUUGUAAUCUAACUGUAAACUGUAUUUUACUUUUUAAGAAGUGAAGGUAAUUUCCAAUAGUGGAAAUGAGCAAUUUUUAACUACUAUAUGAUUUCCAAUAUGAUUCACAAACAGGAAAUCAGAACAAACAUGUAUUUAUAACUGGGACAAAGAGCAUUACAGUUUGUAAAGUGGAAUGUGCUAUUAUUUGACAACUUACUAGGCAUUUGCUGAGAUAUUUUAGUUAGUAUACAUUUUUAAAGAAGGGGUUCAUUGUUUAGCUGUUUCUAUUAUAUUAGUAAUAUAAACAAGUUGACAGCAUAACAUAUAUAUGCAUUUCAAUCCAGAGAGACUACCUUCUGUAUUAGAUGUUUUCUUAGGGCCUGUGCUUAGGUGGUACUUAACACCUCAUAGGUUUGGUGUCUGUAUAUAAGUUCUCAGGAGUGAUGCUGAGUAGUUUUUACAACACAUAACAGUGAGCUGCUGAAGAAGAGCACAAAUCCAUGCCCCAUUAGUUGAAGUUGUUGCUAAAUAAUUUUGAAAUCUUAUUUUCCAUGUUGCAUCUUUCUUCUUUUUAUGUAACAGUAAUGAAAUUCAUGUCCAAUUAAAACACUAGACAAAUUUCAAGUUGCUUCAGUGGGUUUUAGAUGAGGUACCACAUACGCAUGAAAUUAUCUCAGCAGUUUCAACAACAUAAUUUACUCCAGUGCUUCCAAACUUCAUAUUUUAUAUGGAAUUAUGUAAUUUCUUCUAUCAGGUUGUGGUUGUCAGCAAUUUGAUGUGGAAAAUGGUGAGAUGUGUUUCACUUGCUAUCCUGGGUUUUCUAAAUGUUUUUAAGUCUUAAAUGCUUUCUUGAUGUCAGGAGCUCACUGUUUCUCAUAUGAGUCUUCAGUGGUGUCUGAUUUUCUUCAUGGCUACAAAUGCCCUCUAUCCAAGCUCACACAAUCUUAAAUCUUUAUUUAGAAAUAUGGAAGUAAUUGUGAAGAAUAUAUUUUGGUAAUAAUACUUUUUUAAGAAAUGAACAAUAAACAAAUACUUCUUGUUUGCC